Molecule: messenger RNA, 3426 nt
Organism: Puma concolor (puma)
Lineage: Eukaryota; Metazoa; Chordata; Mammalia; Carnivora; Felidae
Source: RefSeq, a predicted model, not a curated record
AUGACGCGCCGCCACGCGCCCGCCACCGCCCGCCACCUGCGCCACCAGGUGGCAGGGCUCCCUGGGUCCAUGAAGCCCUUCCCCUCCCCAAGGCGUUCCUUCCACACCGAGGGCGCUGCCAGGCCCACCUUUUUAAUCUUGGGUGCUGCCGAGAGUGGAGAGCGGAGAGGAGGCGCUCUCCCACCUAAGGACGGGCACAGAAGGCAUCCUGGGAAAUCGGACCGGCGGGUGGAGAAGUGUGGGGAGCGCGUGCCAAGCAGCAUGAGCAAGCACGUGCAAAGGCCCAGAGGCGUGACCAGCAGAUGUCUGCGUGGCAGCAAAUGGCUUCCAUACCCCUGGUCCAUUCAGGGGACCAGCCAGACAGAGGCUGGCUUCAACCCCAGUCUGGAUUCCCAAGAAGCCAAACUACAUUUCCCAGCCCCCCUGGCAGGUGGUGGGGGCCUCGCCACGGAGUACCGGCCGACGGAAGUUGAGAGGGAAAAUGUGCAGAAGAGAACCUUUACUCGAUGGGUAAAUCUCCAUCUAGAGAAGUGCGACCCACCCCUAGAAGUUAAAGAUUUAUUCAUUGAUAUCCAAGAUGGCAAAAUCCUAAUGGCUUUGUUAGAAGUCCUGUCUGGGCGGAAUCUGCUGCAUGAGUACAAGUCCUCAUCCCAUCGUAUUUUCCGGUUGAACAACAUAGCGAAAGCACUUAAGUUUUUGGAAGAUAGCAAUGUCAAACUGGUUAGCAUCGACGCAGCGGAAAUAGCAGACGGCAACCCCUCUUUGGUUCUUGGGCUGAUAUGGAACAUAAUUCUCUUCUUCCAGAUUAAGGAGCUCACGGGCAAUCUCAGCAGAAACUCGCCGUCUUCCAGCCUGUCACCCGGCUCGGGGGGCACAGACUCAGAUACUUCCUUCCCACCCACGCCCACCGCGGAGAGGAGUGUGGCCAUAUCUGUGAAAGAUCAGAGGAAGGCUAUCAGGACCCUGCUGGCGUGGGUGCAGAGGAAGACGAGGAAGUAUGGCGUGGCGGUGCAGGACUUCGCGGGCAGCUGGAGAAGCGGGAUGGCUUUCCUGGCCGUGAUCAAGGCCAUCGACCCCAGCCUGGUUGACAUGAAGCAGGCUCUGGAAGACUCCAUGCGGGAAAACCUGGAGAAGGCCUUCCGCGUGGCGCACGAGGCCCUUCACAUUCCCAGGCUCCUGGAGCCAGAAGACAUCAUGGUUGACACGCCAGACGAGCAGUCCAUCGUGACUUACGUGGCACAGUUUCUGGAACAUUUCCCGGAGCUGGAAGCUGAGGAUCUCGUGGAUUCGGAUAAAGAAGCCCCUAUUGAAUCCACCUUUGUCCACAUCAAAGAAACCCCUUCUGAACAGGAGAGCACCUUCUUCCUUCUGACGGAGAACGGGGAGCGAGCUUACACCGUCAACCACGAAGCCAGCCACCCGCCGCCCUCCAAAGUCUUUGUCUGUGACAAGUCCGAGGGCGCGAAAGAAUGCUACCUGAGUGUCAUGCCCAGCCAGGCGCUCUCAGACAGCUCCACUGACUUCAUGCACCAGAUCAUCGACCAGGCCCUCCAAGAGGUCCCGGGGAAGGCCAGCAGCACUGGUGAGCCAUCUCCGGAAUCUUCCAUUUUAUCCUCCAGAAAGGACAACCGGAGGUCCAACUCUUUGCCAAUCAAGAAGACCGUGCACUUUGAGGCUGACACCUACAAGGAGGCUUCCUGCAGUAAAGACCCUUUCUACAGUCAAGACCUUCGCUUUGAGGGGAACCCGAGAGGGACAAAGGACUCGCUGAAGCAGGAUGGGGACGUCCUGGCAGCUGAGAUUGCCGAGGAAAAGCCGAAGCAGGAAGCCCCGAAGAUUCCGGAAGCGGCCUCUGAUGAGUCACCGGGGGUCGAGUCUUUGGUGGACAGGAAGAUCAAUCAUUCGCAGACUUCGGAGAGUUGUCCCUCCUGGAACGGGGCACCAGAGGGUGCGGCCGGUGGGGGGAAGGAGAGCCGUCCCCUUUCACCCCUCGGGGACAACGCGGUUAUGGCCGAUUCCUUGGAGAUCAAGGUCCAGCUGCUGACCGUAGAAGCUAUGGCUGAGGAAGACUAUUUUGAAAGCACACCUUUAAAGGCCUCUAAGUUCAACAGCGACCUAAUAGAUUUUGCCUCAACCAGCCAGGCCUUCAAUGAGGUUCCUCCGCCUCGUGAGAAAAGACCUGUCGAGGAAGAGGUUCCAGAGGAUCACGCUGAGAAAUUGGGAAAGAGGAGAAGCAAAUCUGCGCACCAGCGCAAAGACUCGGAUGAGUCCCCAGAGAGGCCGGACAAGCAGGAACCCCACAAGGACCCUGGGCAAGAGGACCCAGGCUAUUCUUUGGCCCCCGAGGAGGCACCGGUGGAAAAAAAGCCAGAGGUGUACGAGAAGCCCAAGCGCAAGUCCGCGCGGCGCCGUCGGGGCGAGGACGAGGGGGAGGCCGAGGGGCCGCAGGGCCCGGACGGCGAGCUCCCCUCUGACCCUCCGAGUGGCAGCCUCAGCCUGGAGACCCUGCACAGCCGCAGCCAGGAAGGCCUGGACUUCAAGCCCUCCCCGCCGCUGUCCAAGGUCUCCGUCAUUCCCCACGACCUUUUCUACUACCCGCACUACGAGGUGCCCCUGGCUGCGGUUCUAGAGGCUUAUGCGGAAGGCUCAGAGGACCUGAAACACCAAGACCUGGAUCUGGAGGAGCCGGAGGACUAUCUGCAUGACCUGGGGGCCGGGGCUGAGGAAGCCAAGGAGGCCGAGGUCUCUUGGAACAGCUGUAUCUUCUCGGGGCCGGACGAGGAGGGCCCUGAGGCCAGCAUCCCGGCCCCGAGUACCGACAGGGGUGCAGAGGGCACCAGACCAGCCUCGGAGCCCGCACCCCCAGCCCCUCCAGAAGGCCACCAGCCAGGGGAGGCCGAAGAGAGCGGCCCUGUGGAGAGCCAUCAGUCCCAGGAAUCUGAAAACUCGGGAAACUUAGCAAACUCUUUAGAAGAAAAGGUAACGGGAGAGUCAAUCAGCAGUAAAAAAAAGGAAAAAAGGAAGCACGUGGACCACGUAGAAAGUUCAAUAUUUAUAGCACCCGGCACCGUCCGAUCCUCAGAGGACCUAGAAGGAGACACGGGUGACCACAAAGUCCUUUCCAGGACUAGUCACAGUGACUCCAGCAUUUACAUUCGACGACAUACUAACAGGUCUUUGGAAUCGGACCACUUUAGCUAUGUUCAGUUGAGGAACGCGGCAGAUCAGGAUGACAGAAGAAACCGAAUGUUAACCAGGUACAAUACUCAGAAGCUCACUGAGCUGAUAUUACAGUUUUAUGGCAUCAGAGCAGAUAUGAAGAAGGAAUGCAAACAUACCAGGAUGUCUAUGAAAGUAUUUCUUGCUGUUCGAGAACUAGCUGGCCUUGUCCGAUAUUGCCGAAUUGGCAUAAAACCGCCCACUUAG